AAGCCUUUUUCGAAUAACACGGACUUUUCAUUGUUUUUUAUGCCAAUAGGUCCACCAACCAUCAAGGCAAAAAGUGUACAGUACGGAGAGUUGGGACAAAAAGUUGAAGUAGAAUGUAGCAUCUAUUCGGUACCAAGUCCGGCUAAGAUAACAUGGACCAAAAAUACUCAAGUGGUCGAGGUUGACAACACACACGGCUAUGAAAUCGUGACACAACCCCUAACGGACGGUGUUCGAAACCUUCUCAUAAUUCACAACGCCGAAAAAGGAGACUUUGGCACAUAUAACUGCUCAGUCUGGAAUGACUUCGGGCAUGACAGCAUGUUAAUAUUGUUGAAACGGCAAGAGCACAUACCUACGUUAAUCGUAAUCGCUGGAGUUAUUGGUGGAGUAUUUCUCGUCGUAUCAGUCACGAUUGUUGUAAUCCUAUGUCUUCGCAAGAAAUCACUUUCUAAAGGAAAAGAAUUUGGUUCUGAAAAGCAAGGAAGACCGACAGAUACCGUGUCUUCUCGGGAGUCUGACAUAGAAAUUGAAAUUCGCACAAACUCGUCAUUGCCGAACGACAACGAUCAAAGUUGGGAUGAUACAAGCGACAAAACUCGCAAAGAAAUACAUGACUAUUACAACUAUACAAAGGACUAUUCCGGAUCGAGUCUUCCUUCCAGUAUGAAAAGUCAGAGCUCGAACGGAUAUGGUCCUUACAUAGAUUACAGAAGAGAGUUUUCAAAAAGGCACCCUGGAAUUUCGAGCCGACCAUCUUACUAUUUGGGCGACACCAGUUUCCAUGGUAAUCGACAUCAGGCGGAUUAUUCUAACUCCUACAUUGAGAGCUCCCAUCCAGACCUUCUCCUUCCGCAAAGAACCCACCUUCGAGACAGAAUUUACAGCCCAAUAUUUUCUCCCAAACUCUACAUCACUGCUCCUCCUAGUCACGCUGGCUUUAGAACAGACUCCAUAGCAACGAACGUGUGAUGACCCUGACGAGUAGAGAUAUGAUACCAUAUUGCAGUCUUCGAGUGAAGCCUAAAGACCGAAAUAUUUCGUUGUACCAAAACCAAUAUAAAGCUUUGUGGUGAUGGAGAUGCUGCUUCUACGAAUAACUCACUAUUAAAAUAAAUGGAGCUUAUGACUUAUAAUAUACAGUAGUAAAACUGCUUACAGUUUUCAGCUAACUCUAAUUAUUCUGAAGUUUUUUAACUAGAAAUUCCAUUGAAGUUAUUGACAUAAAACUAAUUACCAAUUUUCCAAAGUACGUUUCAUAAUAGGUAUUAUUCUUUGUCAAGACAUGGCUAUUCUUUAACCAGGUUUCAACGUAGACUUGGCACCAAUAUUGUGAGAAUACACUACCUAAUUUCGUUCGAGGUUUAAACAUUAACUUUGAAAGAUUAUACCUGUUAAUCUUCUUUAAUUGGUCAAUAGACUUAAUAAGACCGAUACUGUUAACAUUACUAGCAAUACAGCUCAACAUUUCCACUUAACGGGAAGCAGUCCAAACAAAUCAUACUGUUAGGGAAUCAAACAUAAUCUUAAUAAUUACUAGGCUUAAAGAAGCAGCACACUGAUUGUUUUCUGAACUUAACGUUACGCCAGUUUUAAACAUUGAUGGUAUCUUGAAAUAGCGGUCAUUCCACACAAAUGACAGAUAUUAGUAUUCUCAGAACGUUUUGUUGGAGUUUACAUGAUUAUUGUCUGUAAUGCGUUUCAGUAAAGCUUUCGAACGUCUUCCUUUGGUGGAUUAUUAAAUAAUGAUUUGACUAAAUAUAAAAUUAGUAUUGUUACAUAACUCGUUGAGUGAAAGAUGGUUUGUUAACUUAGACAUUGAACCUCAUAAGACUGUGACGUUUCGAUAGUACUUUAUUGUUAACAAUGUUGAUAAAAUGUGAAUAUUAAAUUAUUUUCAAAAACAGAAAACGUGUAACUAUUUCUGAGUUCCAGCUAGUGGUUCUUCGUCGUGCUUCUAGUAAAAAAUCUUAAUUAUUGACUGCUUCGUAUUUAAACUUUGUGCUUCCGUUUACUAUGCUGUAUUUCCUCUUUUAACGUGUUUUAUGUUAAAAUGUGUAUCUACAAGUGUGGUUAGAAACAAAACUGACUUCUAUAGAUCAAUCUAAGUUUGAAAUAGUGUGUGGUUUCUAUUAAUGAAUACCAGUUACUGGUAUCAGUGAACCUGAAACAAGGAACAAGCAUUAACAGCCCAAAUGGAUCCGAAACAUCCGUUUGCAGGACUUCUAUAACUACCAGUCAUUGGUAUCAGUGAAUCUGAAACAAGGAACAAGCAUUAACAGCCCCAAAUGGAU
Molecule: messenger RNA, 2294 nt
Organism: Limulus polyphemus (Atlantic horseshoe crab)
Lineage: Eukaryota; Metazoa; Arthropoda; Merostomata; Xiphosura; Limulidae
Product: irregular chiasm C-roughest protein-like
Exons: 5
Coding region: 40-972 (310 amino acids)
Biological process (GO): cell-cell adhesion
Cellular component (GO): cell-cell junction
Molecular function (GO): cell adhesion molecule binding
Source: RefSeq, a predicted model, not a curated record